Molecule: messenger RNA, 1014 nt
Organism: Solea solea (common sole)
Lineage: Eukaryota; Metazoa; Chordata; Actinopteri; Pleuronectiformes; Soleidae
Gene: iah1
Product: isoamyl acetate hydrolyzing esterase 1 (putative)
Exons: 6
Coding region: 91-822 (243 amino acids)
Molecular function (GO): hydrolase activity, acting on ester bonds
Source: RefSeq, a predicted model, not a curated record
UCUUUUAUUGUGAAGUUCACCCACGUACAACAAGCCGGAAGCUCGGUUUACACUGCAGUCAACCACUCGGUGGCGUGUUGUAGCUUCGUGAUGUCUAAGUUCAAACCAGUUAUUUGGCCUACAGUGAUUUUAUUUGGCGACUCCAUCACACAGUUUUCCUUUCAAGUGAAUGGCUGGGGAGCAGAUAUUGCUGACAAGUUAGCAAGAAAGUGUGAUGUUGUGAACAGAGGACUGUCUGGCUACAACUCCAGAUGGGCCAAGAUUGUUCUUCCUCGCCUCAUCAGCAGCCAGAGUUCAGCAGAAAACAACAACAUAGCGGCUGUCACCGUCUUCUUUGGAGCCAAUGACUGUGCACUCGAAGAUAAAAACCCACAGCAGCAUGUACCUCUGCACGAGUAUUCAGAAAACCUGAAGGAGAUCACCGGGCUUCUGGCUGCGGCCGGAGUGUCAGCAGACAGAGUCAUCUUCAUCGCCCCACCGCCUAUUCAUGAGCCGGCCUGGGAGAAGGAGUGCAUUUUGAAAGGAUGUCCUCUCAACCGCCACAACUCUGUAGUGGGACAAUAUGCUCAGGCGUGUGUCCAGGCAGCUGCUCAGUGUGGGACAGACGUCCUGGACCUUUGGACACUCAUGCAGAAAGAUGGACAGGAUUACUCGGUCUACUUGUCUGAUGGUCUGCACCUCUCUGAGAAGGGAAACCAGUUUGUGGCCCAGCACCUGUGGAGGCUGCUCCAGAGCAGAGUGGCCGACCUGCCCUUCAUCCUGCCGUACUGGGGAGACGUGGACGCCAAGAGCCCCGAGAGCAGUCUGCUCUGUGACCAGUGAACGAGUGAAUGUCGGGGACAGUAGCCGAAGGAAAAAUGAUCUGGACUGUCUGCUCUGUUCUGCCAAUCCUGCAAUCAAACACUUGAUCAUUUGUUAAUGUUAAAACAUUAAAAGGGUUUUAUUUAGAGAAGUGCGUAGGUGAUACAAGCAAGAUACUUAAAAAAAAAAAAGAACAUUGUGAGUGAAGAAAUA